Messenger RNA from Gastrolobium bilobum, 1383 nucleotides. RefSeq names its product putative methylesterase 12, chloroplastic. The transcript has 5 exons. The coding region runs from base 87 to 1136 and encodes 349 amino acids. The record is from RefSeq and is a predicted model, not a curated record. Lineage: Eukaryota; Viridiplantae; Streptophyta; Magnoliopsida; Fabales; Fabaceae. Gene Ontology annotation, molecular function: methyl jasmonate esterase activity; methyl salicylate esterase activity; methyl indole-3-acetate esterase activity. Gene Ontology annotation, biological process: jasmonic acid metabolic process; salicylic acid metabolic process.
AAAAUAAAAAUCUGAGGAUUGAAGAAGUUUCUUCAUUUACCAACAAUUUCCCUUGAACACUGAACAAAGAGAGUUGUUGGAAAAACAUGGGUAAUCGUUUUAUUUGCAUGAUAAAGAAGGAACCCAAAGAUGUUGGAUCGAGAAGCAAGAGAAUGGGUAGAUCACAGAGGAAGUUGGUGACUGAGGAAGAACUUCAUCUGCAAGCACUCUCUAUGGCACUUCAACAGCAUCAAUUGUCUCAGAGAUUUGAAGGGUCCAUGUCUAGGAGAAUUGGUUCAACAAGCUCUAGAAGGCGCAAUUUAUCUGAGUCAUUCUCAGCCAACAAACAGUCAUAUCCUGUGCAGAUUCCAGAAUUACUGGAGAAUAUUAAAACGAAGAAAUUUGUUUUAAUCCAUGGAGAAGGUUUUGGAGCAUGGUGUUGGUACAAGACUGUUGCCUUUCUAGAAGAAGCUGGACUGCUUCCUGUUGCUUUAGAUCUUACAGGUUCUGGAAUUGAUCUCACAGACACAAACAGCGUCACUACAUUGGCAGAGUAUUCAAAACCUUUAAUUAAUUAUCUUGAAAACCUUCCUGAGGAUGAAAAGGUUGUUCUUGUUGGUCAUAGCAUUGGUGGUGCUUGCGUUUCUUAUGCAUUGGAACAUUAUCCUCAAAAGAUCUCGAAAGCAAUUUUCCUUUGUGCUACAAUGGUGACUAAUGGCCAAAGACCUUUUGAUGUUUUUGCUGAUGAGCUUGGAUCUGCUGAACGUUUUAUGCAAGAAUCAAAGUUUUUGAUCCAUGGAAAUGGUCAAGAAAAGCCCCCGACAGGAUUUAUGUUUGAGAAAGAGCAGAUGAAAGGGUUAUAUUUUAACCUGUCCCCAGCAAAGGAUAUUGCUUUAGCCAUGGUUUCCAUGAGACAUAGCCCUCUUGGUCCUAUCAUGGAGAAGCUAUCUUUAUCUGCUGAAAAAUAUGGUACUGGUCGCCGGUUUUACAUUCAAACACUUGAUGAUCAUGCACUUUCACCAGAUGUCCAAGAGAAGCUAGUGAGGGAAAACCCACCUGAAGGUGUUUUCAAAAUCAAAGGCAGUGACCACUGUCCAUUCUUCUCCAAGCCACAAUCUCUCCACAAAAUUUUGGUGGAAAUAGCUCAAAUUGCAUAGCUUAAUGGUCAACAUGAUUUCUUUUAUCUUUCCAUCCCCUUAAGAUUACAAAAUGAAAAAGAGUUGAUAUGGCUUUGCAUUAUUGACCAUCAUACAGGUAGGCCCAAUUGGGAGAAGUAUCUUAUUUUUUAUAAUUAUGGAAUAUAAUAGAGAAAGGAACAUGAUUUCAUUGCCUUUAAGACAACAGUAUUAUAGUAAGUAGUAAAUGACUUCUGUAAGCCUCGGUUAUUAUUAUUAUUUUUCUCUC